Molecule: messenger RNA, 582 nt
Organism: Vicia villosa (hairy vetch)
Lineage: Eukaryota; Viridiplantae; Streptophyta; Magnoliopsida; Fabales; Fabaceae
Product: peroxiredoxin-2B-like
Exons: 3
Coding region: 31-519 (162 amino acids)
Biological process (GO): cell redox homeostasis; hydrogen peroxide catabolic process; cellular response to oxidative stress
Cellular component (GO): cytoplasm
Molecular function (GO): thioredoxin peroxidase activity
Source: RefSeq, a predicted model, not a curated record
UUUCUUCUCACUCAUAAUUCUUCAUUAAUAAUGGCUCCAAUUGCAGUGGGAGAUACUAUCCCAGAUGGCAUUCUUUCCUACUUGGACAAUGACAACAAUGUACAAACCAUCUCCAUUCAUUCUCUUGCUGCUAACAAGAAGGUCAUCCUCUUUGCUGUUCCUGGUGCCUUCACUCCAACUUGCAGUUUGAAACAUGUUCCUGAUUUUAUUGAUGGAGCAGAAGAGUUCAAAAGAAAGGGUGUGGAUGAAUUGAUAUGUAUAAGUGUGAAUGAUCCUUAUGUGAUGAGUGCAUGGGCCAAAACAUACCAAGAGAACAAGCAUGUGAAGUUUCUUGCAGAUGGUUCAGCCAAGUACACACAAGCUCUUGGGGUUGAGCUUGAUUUAACUGAUGGAGGACUUGGUGCUCGUUCUAAGAGGUUUGCUCUAUUGAUAGAAAAUCUCAAAGUGAAAGUUGCAAAUAUUGAAAGUGGAGCAGAAUUCACCAUUUCUGGUGCUGAGAAGAUCCUAAAAGCACUAUGAUGAAUGUGUUUGAUUUGGCUAUAAAAUGUUAUUUAUUACUACUACCUAUUAAUGUUGCUUUAA